Messenger RNA from Lagenorhynchus albirostris (white-beaked dolphin), 1692 nucleotides. It is a transcript of the gene TSGA10IP, whose product is annotated as testis specific 10 interacting protein. The coding region runs from base 1 to 1635 and encodes 544 amino acids. The record is from RefSeq and is a predicted model, not a curated record. Gene Ontology annotation, cellular component: photoreceptor connecting cilium; ciliary basal body; cilium. NCBI's taxonomy places the organism in Eukaryota, Metazoa, Chordata, Mammalia, Artiodactyla, Delphinidae. The transcript has 9 exons. Gene Ontology annotation, biological process: cilium organization.
AUGGGACAAGACACCAACAUGCUAAACGCCCACCAACAGUUGGUAAGGACCGCAUCGGGGAGACCAGGGCAAGACACACCACAGCAGGCUCCAGGGACGGUCCCAUGUCUGCUCAAGCUUCUCUCAAGCAUCCCCCAAGCUGAGCAGGGGAGUCUUGGGAGCAGUGAUGGUGUAAUUCAGGGCCAGCAGCAGAGGUCUGUGAGCGCAGGGCAGAUGGCAAAGAAGGACCGGAGGCCCAGGGACCGGAACAAGAAGGGGCAAGGCUCCGCUGAGGCUGAGGAUCUGGUCCCCUCUCCUCCUCGGAAACCCUCCUUCCCCUUCCAGUGGGUCUGGGAGAGCUUCACCACAGAUGGCCGGGCUCCGCUUCAGCCGGGCUCCGCCUCGGCCCCUGGCCACCAAGCCCUGCCCUUGCCCCCAGCGGUCCACCGGCACAAGUCCAGGCGCAAGUCCACGGCCAACAACCCAGAGGCCCGUGGCUCCUGCUGGAAGACAGAGGCGCCAGAUCCGGAGAGGAGACAGCAGCUCAGGGCCUGUAGAUGCAUUCCCAUCCCUCCUGGCAAAGCGGGGGGCCAAGAGCCGGAGUCGCCUGGGAAGAGCUCAGGAUCGGGGCCGGAGGCCGAGCCAGAAGGCCUGGGCGCUGAGGUGGCCGAGAGGGCUCUGAGCCCCGGGGAACCGCCCCAGCUCCCCAGAAGGGGGUCGAUCUUGGAGGAGGAGCCAUUUGCAGAGGCCACAGACGAGGCCGAGGAGGGGGAGCACAGGGUCCCCCAGAGAAGGAGGGCUAGUUCUCCAAGAAAGGGGCGGAAUUCUGGCGAGGAGGCCUGGGACGAGAGUGAACUGCGGAGCCAGGGGAGUGGCUCUGGCUCCAACAACCUCCGAGGACCACAGAGGAGGAGGCCAAGGGCCAGGGAGCUGGAGGGGCCGAGGAACCUGGAGAAGCUGCAGAGGCAGCUGCAGCAGGACUUGGACUGUGAUCCCGAAAAGCUGCCCUGGGAGCCAUCGCGGGCUGCUGUUCAGGCCUCCCGCUGGAACAGGAAGCCCCAUGCCUUGGGAGCUGAUGAGACUUGCCUGUUUGCACACUUCCCUAACCGCACCUUCCACAAACGACAGGAGGCCACCAGAAACCGGCUGCAGGCCUGGGAGCAGCAGCAGCAGGAGAAGCGGCAGCAGGCCGAGCUGCGGCGGGCCCGGGAGCAGCGGCUACAGCAGCGGCUGGCUCAGUGCCUGGCAGCCUACAUACCCAGAGGGAGCCGGGGGCCGGGGGCCGCCCAGCGCAAGCUGGAGGAGCUAAGGCGCCAGGAGCGACAGCGCUUUGCUGAGUACCAGGCAGAGUUGCAAGGUAUCCAGCAGCGGGUGCAGGCCCGGCCCUACCUGUUCCAGCAGGCCAUGCAGCCCUGGGACCCCCUCGGAACCCCGCUUCUCUCUCCUCAGGCCAAUGCCCGGCUCACUGUGACCCGGCGCUUCUCCCAGGUGCUGUCGGCACUGGGACUGGACGAGGAGCGGCUGCUGGCUGAGGCAGGAAAGGGGGAUACGGAGGGCACCCCCAGGAAACCCAGGAGCCACAGGUCAGUGGGAGUGAGAAUGGAGCACUCUUCUCAAGAGUCCCCCAAAGAAAGAACCCACUGGCAGCCAGCCUGACAAGCACUCCGCCCCAAGCCCAGACCGAGAGUCCAGUCCCUGAGAUAAAAAUUAAAU